AGCAAAACACUGCAGCCCCCCCCCCCCACCUUGGCAACUCGGAGCUGGGAAGACGUCCAAGAGGCUGUGCCUGGGGAUGGCACGAGUGUCCCGGACGCGUCUCCGGAACCUGGGAUAGGUGGAUGUAGAAGGAGCGCGGCACCCAGAGCUUGGCCAGAGUCAGGAGACACGCCCCCACCCAUCUGCUUGGGAGAGACACACAACCGCCUCUUUCUCAGGGAUGCUGAGGAGAAGGCUGUAAAUCAACCAAAAGAAGCCAGAGAACUCAUCCGACUGAGGAAGGGAGAGAGCGAGGUGGGGCUCUGGAAUGAGGUGAACGCUGGGAGAGAUGGCUUCCCGUUCAUGCCCUGCCUAGCAGCAGCUCGCGUUCCAAGCCAGGCCAGGCACGAUGUCCCACUAAACAGCCAUGGAGGACGGAGCCCACAGCGCAGGCCUGCAUCUGCAGCCACUCCCGCCCACCAGCAGCGCCACCGCCACCAGCCUGAGCAGCAGUAGCGAGGCCUCAUUCUCCUACAAGGAAAACUUGAUUGGCGCUCUCUUGGCGAUUUUCGGGCACCUCGUGGUCAGUAUCGCGCUUAACCUGCAGAAAUAUUGCCACAUCCGCCUGGCAGGCUCCAAGGACCCCCGGGCCUACUUCAAGACCAAGACAUGGUGGCUAGGGCUGCUCCUGCUGCUGCUGGGGGAGCUGGGCGUGUUUGCCUCCUACGCCUUUGCCCCACUGUCCCUCAUUGUGCCCCUCAGUGCCGUCUCCGUGAUAGCGAGCGCCAUCAUUGGAAUCAUAUUCAUCAAAGAAAAAUGGAAACCUAAGGACUUUGUGAGGCGCUACGUCUUGUCCUUUGUGGGCUGCGGUUUGGCGAUCGUGGGCACCUACCUGCUAGUGACUUUCGCACCCAACAGUCAUGAGAAAAUGACAGGCGAGAACAUCGCCAGGCAUCUGGUGAGCUGGCCGUUCCUCCUGUACAUGCUGGUGGCAAUCGUCCUGUUCUGCCUGCUGCUAUACUUCUACAAGGAGAAGAAUGCCAACAGCAUCGUCGUGAUCCUACUCCUGGUGGCCUUGCUCGGUUCCAUGACGGUGGUGACAGUCAAGGCUGUGGCCGGGAUGCUGGUGCUGUCCAUCCAAGGCAACCUGCAGCUGGACUACCCUAUCUUCUACGUGAUGCUCGUGUGCAUGGUGGCCACCGCCGUCUACCAGGCCACGCUCUUGAGUCAAGCCUCUCAGAUCUAUGACUCCUCCCUGAUCGCCAGUGUAGGCUACAUCCUGUCCACCACCGUGGCCAUCACAGCAGGUGCAAUCUUCUACCUGGAUUUCCUCGGGGAGGAGGCGCUGCACAUCUGCAUGUUUGCCCUGGGGUGCCUCAUCGCCUUCUUGGGCGUAUUCUUGAUCACCCGAAACAGGAAGAAGGCCAUUCCGUUCGAGCCCUAUAUUUCCAUGGACGCCAUGCCAGGGAUGCAGGACAUGCGUGCAAAAGGGACGACGGUCCAGCCAGACCUCAAAACGUCUUUUUCCUACGGGGCCUUGGAAAACAAUGAUAGCCUUUCCGAGAUCUACACCCCAGCCACACUGCCUGUCAUGCAGGAGGAGCACGGCUCCAGGAGCACCCCCGGGGUUCCCUACCGUGUCCUGGAGCACACCAAGAAGGAAUGAUCUGCCUCCCAUGGGGACAGAACUGCCCACAGGCCAUCCAUGAUUCCGCCACUCACCCUCCAAACUGCCUUCCAAGGAUCCCGGUUUUAAACGGAGAACUCUGAGCAAGAGAAUCUCGGGACGGAGAAGCUAUCCAAUGGCCUUGGCCUUGGAAAUUUCAAAUAGUGGAGGGGAUAUCCCAGGUGGGCUGUGUGGCAGGUUAGCCCAGCGGGGCCUGAAGCCAUUUCACCUCCUUGGACAGUCAGUGAGCAUCAGGUAGUGCUCUCAGGCUACCACACAUUCCUUAGAGUAAAAGCAAGACAGAGGAUCUGCUCCCUCUUUGCAAAUCCAGCGAAAGUCUGGACAUCUCCACACUGGCCUUCCUCUGCCCAUCACGCAUACCUGGUUCACUCAUGAUUCCAUAGCUCUGGUUAUGUUGCUGUCCCUUUUGCCAGGCCCAGCAGGGCCAAACCCUGAAUGGAACAAGCUGUCGUCCACAGCUUGGUGGUCCAUCAUCUGUGCCCUUCCCUGAAGACCCGAUGGUGAGUUUCUGCUGGGCCUGCUCCGGUUACUGGCUUAGUUCCAACCCUGUGGAUACUAUUCCGUUGCUUCCGCCCUCCAAGAAGGCAAGCGAACAGAGGUCGUGGGGGACAGGAACAAGGGGGGGCCUGCCUUCAGCCCUCUCUGUUCAGGCUAGUAAGAAAGGUUCCAGAUAACUUUCCUGUCUAGCCUUACAGAAGAGGUGCCCUCUAGGUCAAGCUACUCUUCCCAGCACACACAGCUCUGGGGAAAAGUUGGGAGCCCUCCUGCAGAUCCACUUCCAUCAUCCUCCCUCCCCCCCCCCCCUCCGCCUCUAUCCUGUCCUUUCAGACCCACUGGCUAAGCUCCAGCUGCUGUUUCUCAGCCUGGUCCAGGCAGAGCAGGCAUUUCCACACACAGGUCUGCAGCUUUCUUCCUGUCUGUUCUGUGACUAGCUUCCCCUCUGGACCAGUAUGCACAUUUGGGAGUGGCAGGCAGAGGCCUGCAGGCUCUGACGGGCAUCAGAACCCCAUAGGAGUUGGUUUAAAAUAUAGGUUCCUUACUCCAACUGUAGCCAUCUGGAUCAGGGGGCCUGGGGUGGGACCCAACAGUGCAUUAUCAGCGGGAAUCACAGGGGAUCUGAGCCCCGGAGGGCAUCCUCCCUCAGAAGCCUCCUCAUGGGCCGCUAAACCCCAAGGGGCCACACACCCCGCCAGAAGGCUCAAACCUCCCUUUUCUUACCCUGCUCUGGGUUCCUAGACAAGCUGGAUAGCCCCGUAGGACCUGCAGCAGUCCCCACCCAGUGAACACCUAAGGUAACAGUGUUAAUAGGUCAGUGUUGAUAGACCAUCCGGGGCAUGGUUCCUCACACCCAAACAGUGCUCCAACUUCAGAACUCCGCCAUCUGCUGCGGAGUCUGUAACCGCUUCCGUAUUUUUGUCCUGACCACGUCUGUAUUGUGGCCUACAAGCCUGAGACUGGCAGAGAGAGGGCCCUUUCAACUCAGCCCAAUGUCGCUAGGUCCUAGACGGUCUUCCUAGGUCCUAAGGGAGUUUUUGCCACAUGUUUGGCACACAGAGCUACAGGCAUCACACCUACUUCUGCCCUCCAGUCCUGCAGCUGGAAAAACACACACCAGGAAUCUUGGGUAGGGCAGGCUGUGCCACAGAGAAGCAUAGAGUCUAUGGCCCUCAUGAGGCUGGGCCCUGAACUCAAAGGGUGUUGAAGUUGGAGGCGAUUUGCAUGCCUUCCUGUGUAGUGGCAAAUACAACUAAGAUUAGAGAGUGGGAGAUCACACCCCGCCCCCAAGGAAAGGGGUAGCAUUGCAAAGCCAGAGAUUAGAGCCAGAGUCAGCAGGGGAGCCAGAAAAGUGAUGACUUUUCUAAAAAAAAAAAAGUGAUGACUUUCCGUUGCGUGGCUUCAAAAGACACGCAACGGAAGUCAAGCAUAGUGGCUCACACCUGUGAUCCCAGCACUUGGGAAACCACUGCCCGCAUUGCCACAAGUUCUAGGCUGACCUGGACUGCCAUGUGAGACCCUGUCUCAAAACAAGAUUAGAUGCCUAAAGAUUCCUGUGUAGCUGGCAGAGGUGUGUAUCCCAGGGGACAUGGGAGCCACAGAGCGCUGUUCUGUGGCAGGGGAGAAAGAUGGAGUCAAAAGUCACCUUCAGGGUCAGGCUCCAGGGCCUAAGAACAAAGAAUUAAGCGAAGACAUAAGCAGAGAAAUCAGGUGUGGCUGAUCUAAGAGGGCACCCAUCCUUUUGGCAUGGUGUGUGCGUCCAGCCUCCCACCCCCCCUGCCCUCCUUCUGUGGGCUGUUUAGCCCUGGCCAGCCAGAGGUACGGGUACGCUGUAACUGCAGGCAUUGAAGAAGAGGUGGACAGUGCCACCCAAAAACUGCUUCCAGGGGCCUGGGCAGCUCCGUGGCUUUCAGGUUGGGGACAGUGACCGCCAUCUUAAGAGCAGAGCUAUGAGAUGAGCAGAAAGGCCUUUGAGCUCUCAAGAGGCAGCAGGGCAGUGAGAGACUUGAGUUUCCACCAUAUCUUAGACUCCCCACUUUGCCCCAAGUGUCACUGGACCGUCAACUGCCAGCAGGGGCCACCCUGAUGUUAAAACAGGGAAGGGAGAGAACCAACUUCCUCCCCACAGGCCUAUUGUCACUCCUGCCUCUCACAUCACCUACCCUUUCCCACCCUCACCCUGAAAACAGGCAUUCAGUAUGCAGCCCAGGCCAGCCUUGAAAUCUCAAUCCUUCUGCCCUGGCCUCCGGAGUGCUAGGAUUCUGGGCAUGCACUUCUGUGUCUGGUUCCCAUCUCAACUCCCCUGGCAAUGUUUAAAGCCACACUGCUGCCCCUCCCCCACAAAGCAUCUCCAACAGGGUCAUCCACAGCAUCAACAUCAUUUGUCCUGUCUUCCUCUCGCCCCUCGCUCCCACUCUGUUCUUUGGGUUCGGUUCCUAGUCCCUGAUUAGACAUUAAAACAAAUGUUCUCGUGGGCUGCUGCUUUCAAAGGGGGAGCCCUGGCCCCACACUACAGGCUGAUGACACCCCCACUUUCAGCACCAGGGGUUGGGGAAUUGGCGUGGAACCGAGUGCUGGUCGGGAGGGGAGCUUGGGAUCCAUGGUUGCCUCUGCCAUGGACCCGGCCAGCUUGACCAUCGGAGGAGGACUGUGCCCUACCCAUCCUGCAGUCUUGCACAUUUCAGAAGCGGCCCAACCCUAACUGACACUGAAGCCGCCGUGUAAACAAAGUCGCUCUAUAGUCUAUGUAGAUGCUUAUAUUUUGUUAACAUCAAAACUAAUACAGCAUGUGUUAUUUUACAGAAAAAAAAUGUGUAUACUGUGUGCAGAUAACAUAAAGUGGUAUUUAAUUCAAAACCCAGACAA
Meriones unguiculatus (Mongolian gerbil) is the source of this 5026-nucleotide messenger RNA. RefSeq names its product NIPA like domain containing 3 (gene Nipal3). Gene Ontology annotation, cellular component: membrane. Lineage: Eukaryota; Metazoa; Chordata; Mammalia; Rodentia; Muridae. The record is from RefSeq and is a predicted model, not a curated record. Gene Ontology annotation, biological process: magnesium ion transport. Gene Ontology annotation, molecular function: magnesium ion transmembrane transporter activity. Bases 407 to 1645 code for a protein of 412 amino acids. The transcript has 12 exons.